ACGGGCCGCCGCCGCCGCCAGCACGCCGCGAGCGGGGAGGACCGCGCCCAAGCGGCCUGCGUGGGCGGCCCUGCGGCCCCGGACCGCCGCGCUGAGGCGGUCCCAAGGGAGCAGCAGCUGCGGCGGCAGCAGCAUGCGGGGUGGCCCGGAGUAGCGCGCCGAGCCCGCGAGGCCCCGCGCGGAGGAGGGGGCAGGCGCGGCGGAGGCGGGGCCCGCGUCGGGCCCGCCCGCCCGCCGGGGGAGCCGCCGGCAGUGGUCGAGGAGGCGGCGCGGCGGACGGCGGCCCGAGAGUAGCGCCCGCGCUGCGGCCCGCGGGACCGCGCCGCGACCGCCCGGGCCGGCCCCGAGGAGCGCCCGCCGCUGCCGCCGCCGCCGCGUGCGGACCGAGGAGAUGUGGGACAUGUGGAUUUGGGAUAUGAAUUCAUUUAAAAAACCACUUUGGGGUUAUGAACGUGAUUUCUGAUGAAACUGGAUUGGAAUAAUUUUCAUGAUCUUUGUAUAUUUAUAUAUAUAUAUUUAUUUUAAAAUUUUGCAUUUGACUUAAAGUGCCAUGAGAAAAUUUGCAUAUUGCAAGGUGGUCCUAGCCACCUCCUUGAUUUGGGUACUCUUGGAUAUGUUCCUGCUGCUUUACUUCAGUGAAUGCAACAAAUGUGAUGAAAAAAAAGAGAGAGGACUUCCUGCUGGGGAUGUUCUAGAGCCAGUACAAAAGCCUCAUGAAGGUCCUGGAGAAAUGGGGAAACCAGUCGUCAUUCCUAAAGAGGAUCAAGAAAAGAUGAAAGAGAUGUUUAAAAUCAAUCAGUUCAAUUUAAUGGCAAGUGAGAUGAUUGCACUCAACAGAUCUUUACCAGAUGUUAGGUUAGAAGGGUGUAAAACAAAGGUGUAUCCAGAUAAUCUUCCUACAAGAAGUGUGGUGAUUGUUUUCCAUAAUGAGGCUUGGAGCACACUUCUGCGAACUGUCCAUAGUGUCAUUAAUCGCUCACCAAGACACAUGCUAGAAGAAAUUGUUCUAGUAGAUGAUGCCAGUGAAAGAGACUUUUUGAAAAGACCUCUAGAGAGUUAUGUGAAAAAAUUAAAAGUACCAAUUCACGUAAUUCGAAUGGAGCAACGUUCUGGAUUGAUCAGAGCUAGGUUAAAAGGAGCUGCAGUGUCUAAAGGCCAAGUGAUCACCUUUUUAGAUGCUCACUGUGAAUGUACAGUGGGGUGGCUGGAGCCUCUCUUAGCCAGGAUCAAACAUGACAGGAAGACAGUGGUCUGUCCUAUCAUUGAUGUGAUCAGUGAUGAUACUUUUGAGUACAUGGCAGGUUCUGACAUGACCUAUGGUGGAUUCAACUGGAAGCUCAAUUUUCGCUGGUAUCCUGUUCCCCAAAGAGAAAUGGACAGAAGGAAAGGUGAUCGAACUCUUCCUGUGAGAACACCUACAAUGGCAGGAGGCCUUUUUUCAAUAGACAGAGAUUACUUUCAGGAAAUUGGAACAUAUGAUGCUGGAAUGGAUAUUUGGGGAGGAGAAAACCUAGAAAUUUCCUUUAGGAUUUGGCAGUGUGGAGGAACUUUGGAGAUUGUUACUUGCUCACAUGUUGGACAUGUGUUUCGGAAAGCUACACCCUACACGUUUCCAGGAGGCACAGGGCAGAUUAUCAAUAAAAAUAACAGACGACUUGCAGAAGUGUGGAUGGAUGAAUUCAAGAAUUUCUUCUAUAUAAUUUCUCCAGGUGUUACAAAGGUAGAUUAUGGAGAUAUAUCAUCAAGACUUGGUCUAAGACACAAACUUCAAUGCAGACCUUUCUCUUGGUACCUAGAGAAUAUCUAUCCCGAUUCUCAGAUUCCACGUCACUAUUUCUCUUUGGGAGAGAUACGAAAUGUGGAAACAAAUCAGUGUCUAGAUAACAUGGCUAGAAAAGAGAACGAAAAAGUUGGAAUUUUUAACUGUCACGGUAUGGGAGGUAAUCAGGUUUUCUCUUACACUGCCAACAAAGAAAUUAGAACAGAUGACCUUUGCUUGGAUGUCUCCAAACUUAAUGGCCCAGUCACAAUGCUCAAAUGCCACCACCUAAAAGGCAACCAGCUUUGGGAGUAUGAUCCGGUGAAAUUAACCCUGCAGCAUGUGAACAGUAAUCAGUGCCUGGAUAAAGCCACAGAAGAGGACAGCCAGGUGCCCAGCAUUAGAGACUGCAAUGGAAGCCGGUCCCAGCAGUGGCUUCUUCGAAAUGUAACCCUUCCAGAAAUAUUCUGAGACCAAAUUUACAAAAAAAGAAAAAAAUAAGGAUUGACUGGGCUACCUCAGCAUACAUUUCUGCCACAUUCUUAAGUAGCAAAAAAGGAAAAGUGCUUUCCUCCUGCAGGAUGUAAGGUUUAUCAGCCAUUAAAACUUAAACUGCUCUCUCUUUCACUAGCUGUGAACCGGCCUUCCUGUCCAAGGACGUGAAACUACGUUAGUAGCGAGAUUGUGCACACUGAUGUUUACAAGAUUAAGAGUCUUUCAUCAAGAAUCAUUGUAAAGAAUAUUCAGACUGAAGCAAUCUACAAAAUGUGCUUUCCAGAGAGCUGCACCUUUUAUGGUUUGCUUGCACAUCAGUCAUUUCUACUGAAUGUGCUGUUAUAAUGAAGAGAUGUCCAAGAUUUUUUUUCUGAUUAGAACUGGUAGCCAGUAUAUUAAAUAUUGAUAUAAAAAUAAAUGAAAAAGAACUGGAACCAGAUUCAGAAUCAUGAAAACAUUUUUACAAUUAAAAAGACUAUAUUAAACAGGGUUUAAAGGAAAUUAAAACAGAACUAUGAGAAGUACAAUUUGUUAUAGUAUAGUAUCAGAUUUCUAUAUAGAUUUUAUACCUCAGUGGGGGAAAAUAACUGAUUCCAAUGACAUUUCAUUCUGUUUUCAUCUGUGAUAGUCAUGGAUGCUUUUUUUUUCCUUGGGGUGCUGAAAUUGAGCUGAAAAAGUGGCUCCUUGAACGUAGUUUUAAUUGCUUUCUACAGUUGUUUUUUUAAUUUGGUUUGUGGGCUGUUGGAAUUGUAAUUUUUAAUUGCCUUCAAAAAAUGGAGAUUUAAAAUAAUGUCUGGUUUCACUGAACAAGUUUGAUAUCUCAGUUGCUCUUGGGUCAACUGGCUUAUAGACUUUCUCUCACACACAAAUUUCUUAUUAGAUUUUCAACUUCCUAACUUGAUUCAACUGACUAUGUUUAAUACCCAAGAUUCAUACUACUGUACUACAGAUUUGUUUUCACAGCAAUAAAUCUUCUGUUCUUUGUU
Messenger RNA from Orcinus orca (killer whale), 3240 nucleotides. Its product is annotated as polypeptide N-acetylgalactosaminyltransferase 1-like. Lineage: Eukaryota; Metazoa; Chordata; Mammalia; Artiodactyla; Delphinidae. Bases 551 to 2230 code for a protein of 559 amino acids. The transcript has a single exon. Gene Ontology annotation, cellular component: Golgi apparatus. The record is from RefSeq and is a predicted model, not a curated record.